Messenger RNA from Papaver somniferum (opium poppy), 1131 nucleotides. RefSeq names its product probable acyl-activating enzyme 1, peroxisomal. The record is from RefSeq and is a predicted model, not a curated record. The transcript has 3 exons. NCBI's taxonomy places the organism in Eukaryota, Viridiplantae, Streptophyta, Magnoliopsida, Ranunculales, Papaveraceae. Bases 1 to 1131 code for a protein of 376 amino acids.
AUGAUGCUCAAGCAGGUCCUAAAUUGGUGUCUGUCGAGCACAGACACCAAGAUGCCUCUCCUAGUCCUAAUUCCUGAAUUUGAUAAUCCAUAUCCAGAAAAUAGCAAAACCAAUUCAGGAAAGUACUUGGAAUAUGAGAAUCUUAUAAGUACCGGUAGAGAAGAUUUUGAGAUUAGAAAACCAAAUGAUGAAUGGGAUCCCAUAUCAUUAAAUUACACUUCAGGAACAACAUCAAGUCCCAAAGGAGUUGUUUACCAUCACCGAGGUGCAUAUCUCAAUUCUCUUGCAGCAAUUCUUCUUAACGGCAUUGGUCCAAAUCCCGUGUACCUAUGGACUGUACCGAUGUUUCAUUGUAACGGUUGGUGCCUCGUCUGGGGAGUGGCAGCUCAAGGUGGCACCAAUAUUUGCCUUAGAAACGUCUCCGCUCAAACCAUUUUUGAUAAUAUUUCUAUGCAUAGGGUAACAAACAUGGGAGGUGCACCAACUGUCUUGAACAUGAUUGCGAAUGCACCACCUACCGUCAAAAGGCCACUUCCUUCGAAGGUGGAGGUAAUGUCAGGUGCUGCCCCACCUCCUCCCGAGGUCUUGUUCAAGAUGGAGGAGUUAGGUUUUGGAAUAACCCACUCAUACGGUCUGACAGAAACCUAUGGUCCAGCGACAAUUUGCACAAAACCAGAAUGGGAUUCCAUGCAACCCCAUGAUCGAGCAAGGCUUAAGUCCCGACAAGGGGUUCAACAUAUUGCAAUGGAGGAUGUCGAUAUAAAGGAUCCAGUUUCCAUGAAGAGUGUACCUGCAGAUGCAAAAACCAUGGGCGAGGUGAUGUUCAGAGGCAACACGGUGAUGUCGGGGUACCUUAAAAAUUUAAAAGCAACUGAAGAAGCUUUUCAAGGUGGAUGGUUUCGGACCGGUGACCUCGGUGUGAAGCACUCUGAUGGUUAUAUUGAGCUAAAGGACCGGUCGAAAGAUAUAAUUAUUUCAGGUGGGGAGAAUGUAAGUAGCAUAGAAGUUGAAUCUGUGUUGUUCAGUCAUCCUUCAAUUCUUGAGGCAGCGGUUGUAGGCCGACCUGAUGAAUAUUGGGGUGAGACACUUUGCUUAGUUUUAUGGGAUAGAUUGGAUGGAGAGAUUGGGUGA